AUGUCCAUCCUAUGCACGAUCAGCGGGCAGACGCCCGACGAGCCCGUGGUGAGCAAAACGGGCUACAUCUUCGAAAAGCGCCUAAUCGAGAAGCACAUUCUAAAUUACGGCAUAUGUCCAGUGAGCGGAGAGGUGUUGACGCUGCAGGAUCUGUACCCACUGAAAAAUGAGAAAGUGGUGAAACCGAGGCCCAUCACAGCUAGUAGCAUUCCAGGAUUGUUGUCCAUCCUGCAGACCGAGUGGGACUCUCUCAUAUCAGAGAUGUUCACACUGAGGACACAUGUGAAUGAUAUCCGAAAUCAACUGACUCAUAGUCUCUACCAGUACGAUGCGGCAACGAGAGUAAUCGCCAAAUUGCUGAAGGAGAAGAACGACUACACAGAAGAGAUUAAAAAAUUGAGGAGUCAAAUUUUAAGCAUCAGGAGUGGAAACGAUGUAAACGAAUUCGAAGUAGGACUAAGUGAGGAGCUGCUAAAGGAAAUGCAGGAUCUUGCAAAGAAUCUUCUGAUGACAAGGAAGAAGAGAAACAUAGAACAUGUUACCACCACGGAGAAGUGGAAAGAGGUGACCAAUACGAACGAAUUCGACGUCCACUCGGCUGCACUACCGGGAGUGACGUGUCUUUGUUUGGAUAUUAACAAAAUGAAGUACAACUAUUAUGAUGAUCAUACGAAUCACAGUUUUUUCUCCGGAGGGAUGGACGGCAAUGUGUAUUACGUCUCUCUUGAGGAGAAUAAAGUUCUGGCCAAAUUACAGGGUCAUUUAAAAAAGGUAACUGCCAUUGUGGCUCACCCAACCUACCCCGUAUGCAUAUCAGGGGCGAAUGAUAAAACGAUCCGACUAUGGAAAGGAGAUGUGGACACCAACGAAUUUACCACGUCAAAUGUUAUCACCAAACAUAAAGAUCAGAUAACCUCCUUGGCAUUGCACCCGAUGGAGAGUUACUUUGUCAGCUCCUCUAAGGACAACGUAUGGAUCCUCCACGACAUGGAAACGUCAAGGAGCAUAAAAAUCUGUAACAACAAUCCUAGUCCAUUUAGACACCUAGCCAUUCAUCCAGAUGGAAUUAUGAUCGGUAUCGGCUCCGAAGAUUCGAAUAUACACAUCUAUGACAUUAAAAGUCAGGAGUACAAGGCAUCCCUGAGUGGUCACACGAGUGAGGUGCAUCACAUCUCGUUCAGUGAGAAUGGGUACUACUUGGCUUCCUGCUCAAAAGAUAAGACGGCUAAAUUGUGGGAUCUCAGAAAAGCACAGUGUUUUCAAAGCAUAGAGGUGGAGGAGCUUCCCCGAAGUAUACAGUUCGAUUUCUCCGGGAAGUACCUCUCUCUAGCUGCUGGGAAUGAUAUACACAUUUAUAAUUUCGAGACCAAGACGCAGGCCAGCCUCGUGAAGACCCUCUCAUCCCACACAGACACCGUUACGCAGACGUGCUUUGGCAGCAGGACGGCCUACCUGCUCUCCAGCUCGAUGGACAAAACAGUCAAAGUGUGGAGUUAG
Plasmodium inui San Antonio 1 is the source of this 1497-nucleotide messenger RNA. RefSeq names its product pre-mRNA-processing factor 19. The record is from RefSeq and is a predicted model, not a curated record. The transcript has a single exon. Gene Ontology annotation, cellular component: Prp19 complex; U2-type catalytic step 1 spliceosome; cytoplasm. Gene Ontology annotation, molecular function: protein binding; ubiquitin protein ligase activity. Lineage: Eukaryota; Apicomplexa; Aconoidasida; Haemosporida; Plasmodiidae. The coding region runs from base 1 to 1497 and encodes 498 amino acids. Gene Ontology annotation, biological process: mRNA splicing, via spliceosome; protein ubiquitination; DNA repair.